AGAAACACCAGCAGAAAACCAUGCCCCACGUUUCGCAAAGAGGUUUACACGAUCGUGGUAACCCCGGGACAAACGAAUCAAGUGCUGAAAAAGAUAACUGCCACGGAUCCGGAUGGAGAUGUGCUGGUGUACUCGAUAGAACCGCCAGAGUUCAGAAAUCUUUUUGCUGUCGAUGCAGAGCGGCCAACUUUUCCGGACGGUACCGAUCUCACUGAAUUGAAAACCAGUCGCCUCUAUAGUUUUCGGGUAGUCGCGAGGACCACGGGAGACCCUAUCAUGUCAACAUUUACCAACAUCAGAGUACGGGUUCAGGAGAACGAUGCCGCUGUCGUCACCUCAAACGCGAUAGAGGGCACCGUUUCGACGGUACCCGCACAGACGACUUCUCGUUUGCCAUCAACACUUGGAGGGUCUUCCACAGGGAGCGAGAACUCGCUGGAGACUACUAGCACUCUGGAAACUACCACAUCGACGACCGCUUCAACGACAACCCAGGAGGAGGCUGACCACACGUCACCAUCAACUUCAGCACCUCCCAGA
This is a messenger RNA of Ostertagia ostertagi, 540 nucleotides long. Lineage: Eukaryota; Metazoa; Nematoda; Chromadorea; Rhabditida; Trichostrongylidae. The record is from the annotation of a GenBank genome assembly.